Anisakis simplex (herring worm) is the source of this 252-nucleotide messenger RNA. The record is from the annotation of a GenBank genome assembly. NCBI's taxonomy places the organism in Eukaryota, Metazoa, Nematoda, Chromadorea, Rhabditida, Anisakidae.
AUGGGUGGACCUGGACCAAAAGGUAAAACCGGACCACCAGGCAAUGCGGGCGAGCAAGGUGAUUACGGAAAUGACGUUUUAGCCGGACCUGAAGGUCCUGCGGGCAAACAAGGGCCACCUGGUCCACCUGGCCCAGAAGGACCUGACGGUGUGACUGGUCCAAUUGGUCGACAUGGAAAGACUGGACGCGAUGCGGAAGUAAGUGACGAGAACAUUUUUCUAUUUCUAACUUUUAACGGAAUUUCAGUUUGA